This is a messenger RNA of Menidia menidia (Atlantic silverside), 186 nucleotides long. The record is from the annotation of a GenBank genome assembly. Lineage: Eukaryota; Metazoa; Chordata; Actinopteri; Atheriniformes; Atherinopsidae.
AUGAAGCCACAGUUCAAAGCCGAGGCUUUAAGGGCUGCAGAAGCCAGCGUUAAAAGAUCGUCUCUGUUAAUUUUGCGCAUGCGGAAGAGCAAUGGCAAUAGAGUGAUACAUUGCGACAAUCCCAUCCCUCAGGGCUUUGUCGCUAAACUUCACAGUGUGUUCUCCCAAGGCUUCGACAAUCAUUGA